Mustela lutreola (European mink) is the source of this 9383-nucleotide messenger RNA. It is a transcript of the gene CDH18, whose product is annotated as cadherin 18. Gene Ontology annotation, biological process: homophilic cell-cell adhesion; cell morphogenesis; cell-cell junction assembly. Bases 702 to 3074 code for a protein of 790 amino acids. Gene Ontology annotation, cellular component: adherens junction; catenin complex; plasma membrane. Gene Ontology annotation, molecular function: cadherin binding; calcium ion binding. The transcript has 13 exons. The record is from RefSeq and is a predicted model, not a curated record. NCBI's taxonomy places the organism in Eukaryota, Metazoa, Chordata, Mammalia, Carnivora, Mustelidae.
UGAUGACACAGCGGCAGCAGCAGGAGCCGGACUCAGAGCGGAGCGAGCGGCAGGGUGAAAAGGAGCGAGAGGGAGAGAGCGGGGAACGCAAGGUGCGGGGGGAGGAGACGGUGCACGUUCCAAAGCAUCCCUAUGUGGCUGCUGGUGCGGAUCAGCUUGCUUCCCCCGCUUUCUCAGUCAACAACUUACUGAGAUGCCUUUUCUUUUGCAAGAGGCUGUCAGCUCCGAGCCCCAGCAAGAAAUAAAAGACUUCACCUUGGAACAGUUCCUCUCACUCCUGCAUCAUUAAAGAGGAUUUUGAAAAGAAAACAAACAACAAAAAAAUCAAGCCCCCUUUCCAGCCCCUCUUCGUUCCAGAAAGGAACAGAAACAGUUACGUGCUUCAGGACCCAAUCACAGCAGAAUAGAAGAAAAUAUAUCACCACUCAUGAAGUGAAUUAUAAGGUAGAAAAUGAUUGUCCGUGUUCACUUACUGUGAAGAUUUGAAAUCAGACGACUACAGCUUUGAUUCUCCCAAGCGUUUCAGGAUGUAAAUGUAGUCUGACCUUUCCCUGAUGGGCGGUUAAAUCAUGGACACGCUAAACAAUUUACUUUGGACUGUCCUUUCAAAAGAUGCUCUGGCUUCUCUCUUGAAUGCGCACUAAGCAUUUGUAACUGACAAGGAAAAGAAAGGAGACUGUGAACAGGAAAGCUAUCUUACAAUGAAAAUUACGAGCACAUCUUGCAUCUGUCCAGUCCUAGUGUGUCUCUGUUUUGUGCAGAGGUGUUAUGGAACUGCUCACCACAGCUCCAUCAAGGUGACCAGAAACCAGACCAAACAUAUUGAAGGUGAAACCGAAGUCCACCACCGUCCCAAAAGGGGAUGGGUUUGGAAUCAGUUCUUUGUUUUAGAAGAACAUAUGGGACCAGAUCCUCAGUAUGUUGGAAAACUGCACUCCAAUUCAGACAAAGGUGAUGGGUCUGUCAAAUACAUUCUUACUGGAGAAGGUGCUGGGACUAUAUUUAUCAUUGAUGAUACCACUGGUGACAUCCACUCAACGAAAAGCCUAGACAGAGAGCAGAAGACCCAUUAUGUGCUUCAUGCCCAAGCUAUUGACAGACGAACAAACAAGCCUCUUGAACCUGAAUCCGAGUUCAUAAUCAAAGUACAAGACAUCAAUGACAAUGCUCCAAAGUUCACAGAUGGACCAUACAUCGUGACUGUGCCUGAAAUGUCGGAUAUGGGUACCUCUGUUCUGCAGGUGACAGCUACUGAUGCAGAUGACCCUACCUAUGGAAACAGUGCUCGUGUGGUGUACAGUAUUCUCCAGGGACAGCCCUACUUCUCCGUAGAUCCUAAAACAGGAGUUAUUAGAACUGCCUUACAUAAUAUGGACAGAGAAGCCAGAGAACACUAUUCAGUGGUCAUUCAAGCCAAAGACAUGGCUGGGCAAGUUGGAGGGCUUUCUGGAUCGACAACGGUCAACAUCACCCUGACUGAUGUCAACGACAACCCCCCACGGUUUCCUCAGAAGCACUAUCAGCUAUAUGUUCCUGAGUCAGCUCAAGUUGGUUCAGCUGUUGGGAAAAUCAAAGCAAACGAUGCAGACACUGGUUCAAAUGCUGACAUGACCUAUUCUAUCAUUAACGGUGAUGGUAUUGGGAUAUUCUCCAUCUCCACUGACAAAGAGACCAGAGAAGGGAUCCUUUCUUUAAAGAAGCCACUGAACUAUGAGAAAAAGAAAUCAUACACUCUCACCAUAGAAGGAGCAAAUACACAUCUUGAUUUCCGCUUUUCUCACUUGGGUCCUUUUAAAGAUGCUACCAUGUUGAAGAUCAUUGUUGGAGAUGUGGAUGAACCACCCCUCUUUUCCAUGCCUUCCUAUGUCAUGGAAGUGUACGAAAAUGCCAAAAUCGGGACUGUCGUUGGCACAGUUUUGGCACAAGAUCCUGACAGUGCUAAUAGCUUAGUAAGGUACUUCAUUGACUACAGUGCUGAAGAUGACAGAUGUUUCAACAUUGAUGCCAAUACUGGAACUAUUAGGACUACAAAGGUCCUUGAUAGAGAAGAAACUCCAUGGUACAACAUCACAGUGGCUGCCUCAGAAAAUGACAAUCCUGGUUUGCUGAGCCAUGUCACAGUGGGUAUUAGAGUUCUGGAUGUCAAUGACAAUCCACCCGAACUUGCCAGGGAAUAUGAUAUUGUUGUCUGUGAAAAUUCAAAGCCUGGCCAGGUGAUUCAUACGAUCAGUGCCACUGAUAAAGACGAUUUUGCAAAUGGACCAAGGUUUAACUUUUUUCUUGAUGAACGCCUAUCUAUAAACCCAAACUUCACUCUGAAGGACAAUGAAGAUAACACAGCCAGCAUUCUGACAAGGCGGAGGAGAUUUAGUCGAACUAUUCAGGAUGUGUAUUAUCUCCCCAUUAUGAUCUCUGAUGGUGGAAUCCCCUCUCUCAGCAGCAGCAGCACCCUCACCGUCAGGGUUUGUGCAUGCGAGAGAGACGGGCGAGUGCGGACCUGCCACGCGGAAGCGUUCCUGUCCUCGGCUGGCUUGAGUACAGGAGCCUUAAUCGCUAUUCUGCUGUGUGUUGUCAUUCUCCUAGCAAUUGUAGUACUUUUUAUCACCCUGAGACGCAGCAAAAAAGAGCCGCUGAUCAUCUCUGAGGAGGAUGUGAGGGAGAAUGUGGUCACCUAUGAUGAUGAGGGUGGCGGAGAGGAAGACACCGAAGCCUUUGACAUCACAGCCUUGAGGAACCCAUCUGCCGCUGAGGAGCUCAAGUAUCGGAGAGACAUCAGACCCGAAGUGAAACUCACCCCCAGACACCAGACAUUGUCCACCCUGGAAAGUAUAGAUGUUCAGGAAUUUAUCAAGCAAAAACUGGCAGAAGCCGACCUAGACCCCAGCGUCCCCCCUUAUGACUCUCUUCAGACUUAUGCUUAUGAAGGUCAGAGAUCAGAGGCUGGGUCUAUCAGCUCACUGGAUUCAGCGACCACACAGUCAGACCAGGAUUAUCACUACCUUGGAGACUGGGGACCUGAAUUUAAAAAGUUAGCUGAACUCUAUGGAGAAAUAGAAUCUGAAAGAACAACUUAGGGGGUUAAUUCUUGCAAUCUUGUAGAAUUUGCUUCCUGAGCAAGUGGAGAUACAACCUCAACAAUGACAAGGAAGAAACGUGGAGACAGUACUUGGAACUGAGCAAGCUGUACACAGCUACUGUAGAAACAAGUGCCCUUUCCAUGAUCGAAACUGGGUUAUUUAAUCAGAAGACAGUCAAAUUAAAAAAAAAAAAAAAAUACAGAGAAAAAGCUAUUGUUCCUUGUGUAUAUUUUCAAUUGCUCAAUAAAGUCUGUGGUACUGUUUAAUUAAGAAUACCUGAAUUAAGCCAAACAAUGAUAUUUGUUUCAAUAUUUUGUGAUUUAUUUUCCAAAAUCAAAACUAAACAGAAAGAUUCAAAAUCACUUAUGAUUAGGGGUGGUACACCACAAAAUGAAGCUUAUGCAGGUAAUCAGGACCUCUUUUUCCACUUCUGUGGACUCCUGAGAAUGAUACUCUGUUACUAUGACGGAUCUUAUUAGCGUUGUCUUGUGUUCGACUGACACGAGGUAUAUCCAGUAUACCAGGUCACUCCAUCAUGGACUUGUAUGUACCAUUUUCUUUUGCCCUCCCCACUUCUUUUCUCCAUACAAAAUUGAUGGAGCAUGGGGAUUUGCUGCUUGCACUAUAAUGUAUGCAACUUCUGCGCACCUGCUGUGCACCGCUCUGAAGCACGGAGACUACCGUCUCUGUCCUGCCUGCCCUCCUUUCUUUUAACAAAAGAAUCCCCCCCUUUUUUUUUAAUGGAUACAAUGAAUGGUUUAAGUAAGAUAUACUCAGAUAAUCUAUGUCAGGGAAAGAUUCAAUUUAAAAUAUAGUCACAAACCUUAUCCUGUAUAAAACGUUGGAAACUCAAUGACUUGUUCCAUUCCAUUUGUUUUAAGACAUUUACAUCGACAGUUUUGAUCAUGCCAAUACCUAAAAUUAGUUGUUGGGCAUUUUGCUGCUUGGUUUAUAUUUCAGUCUAAUUUGCUUAUUUAUAUAACACAAGUGGUCAUUGAAAAUAUGUACCUCACAUGGUAACAAUGUAAUCUGAAAAGAUGAUACUCCAAUUUACAUAAAUCUUGUAGACCUUGGAUUGACUUACCUUUAUUCCUUACACAGGUUCAGAUUGUCCUCAUCACACUGACUGCUUAGCCCUUAUCUGUUUGGGAUCUACAGGAAAAUAUAUAAAACUAAAGCAAAACAAUAGGAGAUUCACCCUUAUUAUACUUGGAAACGUACCUCAAAGUCUAUGAGCUUCAGGUUCCCAAACCACAAAAUAGAGAUGGCAAAGACUUCCCUCCUGUCUCACAGGUUGUGUGAGGAUCAAGAAGCAUCUGUAAAAGUGCUUUGCCAACUGCAAAGUGUUCUGUCAUGUAAAGGCUUGCAGACACUAUCUAAUUUUCUAAUUCUGUUAGCUGACAAAUAGUCACAUACAUUUUUGAAUAAAAUAUAUUAUCAUGAGAGAAUUUCAUAAAACCUUCAACAGUGUGGCAACUGCUAACUAAACAUAAUAGACAUUUAAUUAUUUUGAUAUUUUCCCAAAUAAACUAAUUUUCUUCAAAUUUCUUGUUUUUUCCCCCCCUAAAAUGGUUUAAAUAAUAUUUUGCUGUUGUCACUAUUGGUCUUAAAAUAAGCAUAAUGGUCCUAGUCUCCAAAAAUUACCAUAUUUAUUUAUUUCAAAUAGAUUGAAGUUUUAAAACCCACAAUUUAAAAAUUAUCUCAAGAAGGAGUUUUUCCUUAGCUCUUUAAAUUUCUCAUAAUCAAGUGUCCUCAAAAGUUACGUGGCAUUUUCUGAUUCCACCUAUGUGCAAAAUUUUAAAUUUUGCCUCUGUUUGCAAUUACCCUGUGCUAUCAUAUUUCAGUUUAGAGGUAUGGGAAAUAAGUAAGCUUAGUUUGAAUAAUUCUCAAUAUGUGUUAUAAGCUCAAGGAAUAAAAUUUAAUUUAAGUUUUUUAUCACAUUUUAGCUUUCCAAAUGCUGCUUUAUCAUUUUUUAAUAUCAUAAUGGUGUGCAUUUUCGUAUAAUGCUUUAUCAGGAAAAAACACCACCACCACCACCACCACCCAGGGGCCUUGGGGAAUGACCUCUGGAGACACAUACUCUGAUUAUACUAAUGUUGGACCACAUUCACACUGAAAGAAAGGUACACUUGUGGAGAAUUACUGUGGAUGCUGGUGUUAGGACUUUCCUAUGCAAAGGGGAGCAGGAAGGUCAGGUUUGGGAAUUCCAUUGCACCAGUUUGGCUUUGGAUUUAGAUUUGUCAUAAACUAUUCACAGAUUAUUUUCUUUUGUUGAUUUUGUUUUCUUAAUAUCCACCUGGUGACAUUACAGAUGAGAUUUGAAAGCUGAAAACGUAUCUGUACAUUUAACCAUUUGCAUAAAACCCAAGGUCCUCUGCAUGGUUUUCAGUAUGAAAAUAUUUCCCUGAUUAUAUGAAAAAAGCACCUCCGAUCCAUCUCAUUUAAUUAUACAUUAUGAUGAUAAUGGAUUGCUUCUAAGUCCCUAAUGUUAAAUAUAUUAUGGAGGCAAAAUGGAGCUUCUGUAGUCCUAAAAUGCUAUGUUUCUGUGUUGAUUUAUUCUAGAAUUUUGUUAAUGAAGGCAUUCCAAGUGUUAUAUUUUACAUGAACUCUGAAACUAGACAAUUACAUCAUUAUUAUACAGGUGAUCAAAUAUUUUUUAAGAUUCUACCACUUUGAGUCAAGAAAAAAAUAUAAUGAUAUAUAGAAGUUCUGCAAAUAGAUUUAAGUCAUCUUAGUACUUAAUAUCUUGUUUUAAGAACUCCAGUUUGUCCAUAUCAGAAGAAAAUUCUCUAAGACUUUAGUGGGCAAAGAGUUUGUAUAUCAAUUCUUGAGUAUUUAGUGGACCAUAGAUAAUUAGCUAUGGAAUCAUAUGUGAUUCCAUAUAGAAUCAGCUAUGGAAUCACUCAUGUGUCUUGGACAACACAUUUUGUAAGCCUUAGCUGAUAUUUAUAGAUCUAAAUAAAAUAUAACUUUGAAAUCAACUUCCUUAUUUCUAAUAAAAUAAUUUCCUACAGAUAGACCCUAUGCAAAAUGGUAGCUGCUAGCUAGAGGAAAUAUAAACAAUCAUGAUAAUAUUUUUAUCUAAGUUAUUUUUUUUACAAGAAUUCCAAGUAUUCUUUUUGCAAACACUGGGAAAUUAAUAGAUCUUGCAGGAAUCACUGAAGAUGUAUCAUCAGAAAGUUUUUCUAUGACAAAUCUGUAUAAACAGAUCUGAAGUGGAGAUUGAAGGCAAAGUUAUUCUUAAAAUAAGGUUCUAUAAAAAGUUAACUUACAACUUUCCUAUAACCUGCUCUAAAAACAAAAAAUAUUCUGAGGAAAAUUGCAUUCGCAUAACCACAUACAGACAUACACACAUGUAGAAACAUAUAUGUCUUCUUGAAAAUAAUAUUUGGAGAAUAAAAGAAUACUCAAAAGAGUGACUUGAAUAUUGAUAUGAUCCAAAUAUGUGGAGUAUACAAAAUCUUAGUACCUGACAUAUAAACAAUUCACCUGGAAGCUAAUGAACAGUUUUUAAUUGACAUUUUUUAAAAAGAUUUUAUUUAUUUAUUUGACAGACAGAGAUCACAAGUAGGCAGAGAGAGGGGGAAGCAGGCUCUGUUGAGCCUAACGAAGGGCUUAAUCCCAGGACCCUGAGAUCAUGACAAGAGCCAAAGUCAGACACUUAACCCGCUGAGCCACCCAGGCUUGGGUUUUUAAACUUUGAAUAGUUUUUAACCUUUAUUUUGUAUCCAGCCUCUGGCUAAGCUUCAGAACUCUCCAUGAUGAGAGCUGACUCACAAGUGUGUUUACAAAGAGCGGACAAAAUUAUUAGGUAUAAAUCCAAAUUUUAUAAAAGAGGACUCAAUGGAUAGAGUGCAGCUAUUAAAUACUAACAAGUGCUUUGACUUACUUUGUACACCACAGUAUAGUCAGAAAUAAUGGGUAGAAAGAAGAAGGUGUAUUGAGUCCACCAUUUUUAGCCAUGUAGAAAGCUGAAGUACACAAUUUGUUUAAUUUGUUCUUACUGACCUCCAGCCAUAUGUUUGAUUUGUUGUCUUCUUUUUGGUUUGCUGAAUAUAUAGGAAAAGCAAACCAAAAUUCAGGUAGACUCAUUCAUCUCAACAGCCAUCCAGAAGUGUCAGUUAACUGAGUACUGUGAUAGGUAUCCUGGAGCACCUGAAGCAUACCCAUAUCCAAUACUUUGGGGUAAGUCUUCUUUGCUUUUUAGCGUGGACAGUGCUUGAUUAGCUAUUCAAAAAAUUGCAACUCUAAAGCUGAUUAUUCUGGAAAGAGGAAAGAAUCCCAUAUUUCAAACUGAAAUUGUACUUAGCUUCAAGGUAUGAUAACAUUCAGUUACCUGACUUGGCUUUCAAUUUCGAGAAUAGAAGAAAUGUCAGAAUAGUUCUUGGGAGAAAUGUGACUUGAAUUCAAAUUUUCUCUCUCUUUUUCUUAUCCUUUAGGAUUAAAAGCAAAUUAAAUGUUAUCUGAAGGAAACAAACCAUUUCAACUUUUAGUUUCUACCUCAUCUGCAGAAGGUAAAUCUUUUUGCAAUGUAAAAUUAGAAAUCUCAUAAACCUCAUGGGCAAAAGUAGCUCGCAACCAUUUGAAAAUAAAAUUAGAACACAGCCCACUCUCUUUUUCAAAGAUCCAAAUACAACAUUUUAAAGUGAAAAUAUGAAUAGGAACACUCUUUAAUAUGUCAAAAGUUGUGUCCUUAAGUUUGACUUACAGCAAUGAAAGAUGUAGUUUUGUUGUUUUUAAAUAAGUUUAGAGAUGAGAGUAUAACAGAACACAUUCUUCUUUGGGGCACUGAUACAGAAAAAAAUAAAAUAAGUACUCUUAGGCUAGUAAGAAAAGAUUACAUUUAUCCACUUUGCGAGUCUACAGAAAGGAAGGUUCUUUACCUUUCAAUGCUACAAAGGCAUGAAAUCUAUUUCAGUAAUGAUCCGGUUUUAAAGUUUUGGGUGAAAGUGAAUGAAGAAAAUAGGCAUUUAAGGGCUCUCAAAAUUAUAUCCUGUGAGGAAUGCAUGUGCCAUUUAUAGAUUUAAGUGGGAUCACCAAAUGGUUUAGUCUUAUUGCCCAGCAAUAUUAGCUUUGAAAGUAGGAAAAUGGACCAUAAUAGUUAGUGUCACCCAAAUAAUUUCAUCAAGGCAAUUUUUCAUAUGUCAAAUGCAUCAAAUUCUUACUCUAAAUCAUCUAUUCUUUUCAAAGUACUUUUUUCAAAUGCCUUAGUUUCAAACAGAAAUUCACUCUAACAUUUAUUAAUCGGGUAAAUUCUAAUUAUGCACUACAUCUCAGAUACUGUUUCAGACACUGAAAGAGAUGUGAAAAAAAUCUUGGUGGUAGGUGUUAUCAUCAAUGAAAUUAGAGUCUCACUUCAGAGGUAAGGCCUACAUAUAAAAAGUUGUAGAAAAUAUAAUAUAAAGCAAAAAGUGGCAAGUGUUCUAAAAUAGUUUUGGAUACGAUGUUAAAUUGUAUCAAUACAAUUAUAUCAAUGCAGUGAAUUGUAUCAAUGUUAAAUUGUGUCAAUACUGUGCCUACAUGGAGCAAAACUGGAGGUACUGUAUAGGACAGGGGAAUGGUACAGCGCAGAAGGUAGAAGCAGAGAGGACAAUGUAAACAAAUGUACAAAGGGAGAUUAUUCUGUAUAUGCAAAAGAGGAUUCAUGCAGGGAAAUAAUUAUAAUGCAAAAUGUUAAACAAAGUUGGAUUUAAAUUUAGGGUGAUUGAAUGAAACUUAUUCUUUAAGCAAUGUCAUUGAGUUUAUUUUCCCCAAACAAGAGAUCAAUGGUGGACACUUUCCUUUUAGGUAUCUGAAACUUUUAUUAAUGUCUGUUAUUCAGUGAAGAUAAAGAAAGAUUACAGAGUUACUUAAACUUACAGAAGAAAUAGUAGACUAUGUUAGUCAUUUCCAAGGUACAACUACUUAUUUUAGGAAUAUAUCUUAAGGAAAAAAAAGAAGCCAUAGGUGAUGUAGAUUUCAGGUUUGAUUAUUGGAUUCAUUUUAUUUUAUCAAUUUAUUCAUUAUAAUAAAAAUAAAAUGAGGUCAAGAAAUAAACUUUUAAGAACAGAAUUUAUUCAUGUGAAUUUAUUCUUAGCUGGAUAAAUGUGUCUAUCUUCUAUAAUCUUUGUUUUAGGUAUAAAAAUAUUUUUGGGGUGCCUGGGUGGCUCAGUGGGUUAAGCCUCUGUCUUCGGCUCAGGUCACUAUCCCAGGGUCCUGGGAUCGAGCCCCACAUAAGGCUCUCUGCUCAGCAGGGAGCCUGCUUCCCCCUCUCUCUCUGCUUGCUGCUCUGCCUACUUGUGAUCUCUGUCUGUCAAAUAAAUAAAU